CUUAUAAUGGCUGUGCCUUUUCCUCACCAGUGCUUAGUGCUCAGCUGAACAAAGGCUAUUCAAGUUUCCAUGUGAAGGGAGCCAGGACAUUCUUUCCUUACCAUCUUUCAAGACCUGCUUUUCACAUCCUACUACUAAUUAAUGAAGAGCAAAGGAUGCUUUGCUUUCAAGACAUCAAUUCAUCCCCAAAUCUCUGAUUAAAGACUUAGGCUGCUGUGGAAAGAGAUGCCAGUGAGGCUGAUGCCAAAGCUGUGAGAUGGAGAGUAAGUACAAGGAGAUGCUGCUGCUGACAGGACUGGAUAACAUCACGGAGGAGGAACUGCAAAGGUUCAAGUUCUUCCUUCCAGAUAAGUUUAAGCUCGCCAAGAGCAAAGUGGCGGCUGCAAACAGGAUUGAGUUAGCGGACCUGAUGAUUCAAAGCGUGGGUGCAGCAUCUGCGGUGAACAGGACCAUUCUCAUUUUCCAGAAGUUGAAUUUUAUGCAGGUAGCAAAAUGUCUUCAGGAAGAGAAGGAGAAAGUUGAUAACAAAUGCAAGCCAAAUCCAAAGAAUGGAACAAAGCAAGUAGAAAAAUGUCAAACUGAAGCUCAUCCUGUUGUCUCUGCCACCAUGAGAGAAGACGGCAUCAAGAAACCCUCUACAGAAGUCUCUCCUCCAGCUAAGCCUCAGAAAAAGCAGAUGGUCGCCAAGCAGGAAUCCAUCGGAAGCAGUCUGCAGCAAGGCCCUCUGACAGUGUUGGUGCUAAAAGCAAUGAAGCCCUUCGUGUUUGAGACCCAGGGAAGGAAGCAAAAGAUGUUUCAUGCUACAGUAGCUACGGAGAGGGAAUUCUUUUUUGUAAAAGUUUUUAAUAUACAGCUGAAAGAUAAAUUUACCCCAAAGAGAAUAAUUAUAAUAUCAAAUUAUCAUUGGCACAGUGGUUACCUGGAAGUGGACAGUUCUUCGAUUGUGAUUGAUGAUGAACCUGACCACCAGGUCAGUGUCCCAAAGCACAUUAUCAGAAAAGCUGGGGAAACUCCCAAGAUUAAUAAGCUUCAAUCUCAGCCCCAUGGAACAAUUGUGAAUGGGGUAUUUGUAGUUCAGAAGAAAACAGAGGAAAAAGAUAGUGUGUUAUAUGAUGUAAAUGACAACACAGGGGAGAUGGCGGUGUUGGUGCUUGGAAACCAGAGCAAACUAAAAUGUGAAGAAGGAGAUAAACUUCGACUUACAUUCUUUGAGGUGUCAAAAUGUGGAGAGGAACUACAGCUGAUAUCUGGACCCCACAGCUUCCUUAAGGUUAUUAAGGCCAAAAAAAACCCCCAAAGACUGCGAUGAAAAAGACCCACUGAAGUCAAGUCAUCUGUGCAGCAUUUUAUAGAAGAAUUCUGAGACAGGCUCUCCAACCGUUUGUGAGCUGCCUGAAAACAGCAAUUUACAGGCUCAUCCCCCCACUGUCUUAGUCCAAAAAGGAUAACAUCUCAACAAACAACUCUAAAGUAGCCAGACUUUGUCAUUGAUUAAAGCCUUAGUUUUUCCAGGGAUUGUGUCAGGAUUCUUCUCUAUGUAGAUAUUCAGGGAUGUUGUAAUUGUUCUAAAAUUUUUUGUUGGCUGAAUCUAGUAUUAGUGGAAACUGUCCAUCAUAUGUAGUGAUAUGUCAGUAUGAGCUAAAUAUAUAGAGAACCAAAUUUGUGGGGGAACAAAUAUGAAAGGCUUGUGAACAUGAAAUUUUGUCAGCUUAACUAAUAAUCUAAGGAAGAUCAUUAAACAGCAAACAAAUAUUCUCCUUACACUCAGGGUGUGUAAAGUUGGGCAACAUUUUGCUACUGUUCUUACAAUGAAAAAUAGGGUUAGAUAGUUUGUAGAAAUCACAUUUUCUGAAUCCAUCACAAAACUGAGGUUGUAGAGCAAAUUGACAAGCAAAAAUGUGAGGAAAGACAAAUACCUUCAAGGAGUGAUGAGGCAGAAACAUUUUCUAACCUGGGGCUUACGGUGUACACUGGAUAUUCCACAAAUUAAAAAAUUUAAGCUAAAAUUCGAUCACAAAUUACCCAAGAUUAGCUUGGACUGGCUAGGAAUAUAGAAAGAAUGGGGGCUGCAAUCAUAAGGAGAAUGUACAGCCUUUCUGCAGGCAUUCCAAGGGUUUCAUUUGAUGGUUAUGAGAAAGACUAAGGAUAGGUCUGGGAGUGAAACAUAAGGUACUAUUGGAAAGACAAGAAGCCCUGCCUUGAUCUUUUCAUACAAAACAAUACUUCUAGGAUAAGAGAAACAACUCCUCUUCGUGACACAGAUGAAGACCUUCUGAAUCAAAGGGAAGGGAAAAUUGGUCUGCUUCUGAGCAAAGGGAGAAAUAGGUUCUAUGUAUAGAAUAUGAAGAGUCUUCAACAUGUAGAGGAGGACAGAAUUAGAGGUGAAACUCUUACCCCAAGACUUAGAAAAAUACAGGACUCAGUGUCUGCCACAUACAGCAGAUGAACCGGACAUUGGAGUAGUGUCUCAUCACUUCAUAUGCUCUUGACCACCAGGCUAACAAGCAUCAGAUAACAAGUUGCAACAGCCAACUACUAGGAGUUGGUUCAAGAGCGUGCAUAUAGGGCUGAGGGUGUAGCUCAGUAGGGCCAUACUUGCCCAGCACACACAAGGCUUCACAUUCAACCUGUAGCAUUGCUAAGGUUCUAUCAGAGAAUUGUUCAGACUGGAUAGAACAGCAGAUAUCAUCAGAUGGACAAUUACAGAGUCAACAUGAAAGCUGUGAGGGAGAAUGAAAUGGAAAUGUUGGAAAUCAGUGGCAUUUACAGCAGCAUAAAAUGCCUUCAGCAGGAUCAGCAGUAGACUUACCACAGCAGACGGUGAAACCAGUGGACUAAACAUAAAUCAAUAAAAAUUACUAGAACAAAAAGCAAAAAAAGCACAAGUUGAAAAAUAAAACCAAUCAGGUAAAUGUAUCUGUAAUGGACUCCCAGAAACACAAUAGAGACUAGAAUAUAAGGAAUGUUUAAAAAAACAUGGAAGGAAAGUAAAGAGGUUUUCAAAAGUGAUCAAUAGUGGGGGUGUAGAUCAGUGGUGAGAGCAUGCCUAUGAUAUGCAAGACACUGAACUCAACUCCUGGUACCCAAAAUUCAAAUAAAAAAGUACCCCCCACCCCCACAAAAAAUAGAUCGUGUGUUAUAAGGACUGAGCUGAAGAAAUUUUAAAAGAAAUUUUUUAGGGAAAUGAAUUUAUAGUAUUUAUAUCCAAAUCGUAUGUAUAUUAGCAGUUUGGACCUGUAUAAUAGAAGUACACUGAAAAAUGGCAUGGUUGAAGGCAAUAUAAGAAUCUAUUUAUUUUUUCUUAAUUUUAAAUACAAGAAACAUGUUCAAAAAGCAGGGCUUGGCUUUCUAUGCAUGUGUAUAUAUUAAGCUGUGUGUGCCACACAGCCCAGCUACAGCUGGUUAGAUCUGCCCUGGCAGCAACCAUAGAAAACACACAAAAAAGUCUGUCUG
Molecule: messenger RNA, 3453 nt
Organism: Nannospalax galili (Upper Galilee mountains blind mole rat)
Lineage: Eukaryota; Metazoa; Chordata; Mammalia; Rodentia; Spalacidae
Product: interferon-inducible protein AIM2
Exons: 6
Coding region: 257-1309 (350 amino acids)
Biological process (GO): activation of innate immune response; cellular response to interferon-beta
Cellular component (GO): AIM2 inflammasome complex
Molecular function (GO): double-stranded DNA binding
Source: RefSeq, a predicted model, not a curated record